Cannabis sativa is the source of this 988-nucleotide messenger RNA. RefSeq lists its product as uncharacterized. The transcript is spliced from 2 exons. Bases 53 to 811 code for a protein of 252 amino acids. Lineage: Eukaryota; Viridiplantae; Streptophyta; Magnoliopsida; Rosales; Cannabaceae. The record is from RefSeq and is a predicted model, not a curated record.
UUGUUGUUAUACAAUUGUUUUAACAUUAAGUAAGACCCUGGAAUGACAGGUAAUGGAACGUGUACCAGUACUCAUCAAGAGCAAUGGACAAUGGAAUGAAGAUCACAAUUAUGAGAACUAUGUGGCUAGUGGAGAAUUCAUACCAACAAAAUGCAAGUACGAAGAGCUACUGCAAAUACUGGUUACUUCAUUGGGGUGCGAAAACACCAGCACAACACUACAAAUACAGUACCAAGCUAAAGAAGGAAUACCACCGAUCAAAAUAUGCAACGAUCGAAGCCUCUACUUUUACUUGGAAUUGAAAAUGAAGGAAACAGAUUUCACAACAUAUCCACUAUGUGUGAACCAGGAAAACAACAACAAAACACGUGCUGCAACACCAAAUUCGAUAUCCACAACAACACCGAAUGAAUAUAAUGUCGCAAUGAUCGAAAACAACACAACAACGCUUGAAAACAACAUAACAACAACAGAAUCGUACACAACAGGACAGCAAACGGUAGAAGGGGAAAAGUCAGAAACAAUAGAAGAUGAGGAGGACAAAUUCGACAUAAUUGACUAUGCAAAUCUGGUUGCUGAAGAAAUGGUAGAACAACUUGAAAACACCAGUAAAAAACUGGAUCCAGAAAUUGACAUCAACAAUGCAAAGUUAAUAACAGACAAGCAACACCCCGAAGUGGAAAAAGGACAGGCAUACAAAGACAAAGAAACACUAAAAAAUGUCCUCAGCUACUACGCAAUCAAAAACAACUUUCAGUACAAAGUGUGGAAGUCCCGCUCUCAAGAAUACGAAUGCGAAAUGUGUUUAUGAAAGCUGCAAUUGGUCACUAAGAGCAUCGAGAAAUGGGCCAACAAACACAUUCAUAAUCAGGAGGUUCUCAAAUAUGCACACAUGCCCCAUAAAUAUAAGGCAUGAAGACCAAAGGCAAGCAACAUCGAAACUGAUAGGGGAAUGCAUAAAACCGAAGUUCUUGAACAUAAAGACCAA